AUGUUUGCGAUAACAUGUCCUGGCCAAGGAUUCAUUCGAGCAUCCCUCAUGUCGCCCUACGCACAGUAUGGCCGCAUUCUAAGUCCCAUUUGUGCUGCUGUCGACGAGUCACUUCAAGCUUCUUUCUCUCAACAGUUAAAUGAUAACAAUGAACAGUUCCUCCGCAAGACUUCCAACGCCCAGCCCGCGAUGCUUAUGGCCACUGUUGCUGUGGCAGAGAUAUUACGGUCCCAUUACGGGCUUGAUUUUGUGCUGCGAGCUACCGCCAUUUGUGGCCACUCUUUGGGCGAGUAUACCGCCAUGGUGUUGAACGGAACUCUCGAUGUAGGCACCGCGGCCCGCCUCGUGCGACGUCGAGGAGAGCUCAUGGAGAAUCUCCGCCUACAGGAUUAUACGAUGGUGGCAGCGUUGAUUCGACCUGAAUUCCUUGAUUUGGUGGUAGAAACAUGUACAGCUGCUAGAGUACUAGCCAACGUCAAUUCGCAUAAACAAGUGGUUCUAUCCGGUCCAGAGUCUACGGUGAGCAAUGUUUUGGUGAGGCUUAAUGCCCAGCGGCGCGUGGUAGUGCGUACCGUCAAACUACCGGUGGAAAUUCCGUUUCACCAUGAGGUUUUAGGUCAGAUUGAGACUCCGUUGCGCGAGCUCGCGGCAGAAUUGGUCGAUGGCUUUGCCCCAGCUGCCGCCAGGCCCGCGCCCGUUCCGGCGCCCGCAGUAGUGUGCAAUCUCACGGGCGCGGUGACUCUCCCCACGGAGGUGGUAAACACCGUUAUUUCUGCCAACAGCCGGCCUGUGCAAUGGGUCAAAACGAUGGAUACGCUCGCGCUAUUGGGAGUAAAGACCCUAGUAAACUUUGGUCCAGGACAGGUUCUUCAGGGUAUAAACCAACUGUUUCCGUUUAAAAACGUAUCGGCAGAUUUGCUCAACGCGGCAGAGAUGGACCAGCUUGCGGCGGUGUACGAGACCGCGGUAGUCGGCAUACUGCCUGGAACUAAAUAAAGAACCAGGUGCAGAAAAGAUGUCUACAACGAUUAGAUUCGCAUCGGAUUGGUUGAACUGUCACAGCUCCCUUCCUGGUUGUACCUUCUUUUGGAGACUCGCACUAAUAAUUGCAGCUAUCACGGCUGCGAAAAGAACAAACCGGUUAUUUAACUGCAAAGUCAUCCAAGCACCAACACAAACCUGGUAAAUGAUGUUUUAUGUAUAUUCCUCGUGGCAAGAUUCAUACCCCAAAGCCCGAAUAAUAACUAGCUUCCUGGCUGCCAUCGCUAAAUUGGUUCCCCAAACCACAUUUCACACCCACACUAAAUACACAUCCCGGUCCCCCCCUCCA
Yamadazyma tenuis ATCC 10573 is the source of this 1330-nucleotide messenger RNA. It is a transcript of the gene MCT1, whose product is annotated as [acyl-carrier-protein] S-malonyltransferase. Gene Ontology annotation, biological process: fatty acid biosynthetic process. Gene Ontology annotation, cellular component: mitochondrion. Lineage: Eukaryota; Fungi; Ascomycota; Pichiomycetes; Serinales; Debaryomycetaceae. The record is from RefSeq and is a predicted model, not a curated record. Gene Ontology annotation, molecular function: [acyl-carrier-protein] S-malonyltransferase activity.